Messenger RNA from Condylostylus longicornis, 4934 nucleotides. It is a transcript of the gene ine, whose product is annotated as sodium- and chloride-dependent GABA transporter ine. Gene Ontology annotation, biological process: glial cell growth; sodium ion transmembrane transport; transmission of nerve impulse. The transcript has 13 exons. The record is from RefSeq and is a predicted model, not a curated record. NCBI's taxonomy places the organism in Eukaryota, Metazoa, Arthropoda, Insecta, Diptera, Dolichopodidae. Gene Ontology annotation, molecular function: osmosensor activity; neurotransmitter:sodium symporter activity. Gene Ontology annotation, cellular component: membrane. Bases 506 to 4819 code for a protein of 1437 amino acids.
CAGUAAGCGGUGAUGCACUCAAACUUUUAUAACUGUAUAUAAUGAUAUUAUUAUUUAUUUAAUAAUGAGAAAAAUGUAGAAAAAAACAUAGAAGAAAUACUAAAAAAAAAAUUUUAAGCGCGAAUUACGACAAGAUAAGGAAAUUUAACGAAACAUGUAAUUUAUAUGUGGUAAUAAAUAACAAAUACCAAAAAUCGACCAAUAUUCCAAAGAAAUAAAGAAUGAAAUAUUCUAAAUAUAAUAUGAGAAAACAAAAUGUGAUAAUUUCUUGUAAAACUCAUCCAAAGCAUAAUAAGUUAACCAUAAAAAUGUGAUAAUUAAUAACAAAAAUAUUAAAACAAAAAAUAAAAAGUAUAAACGUGUUUUACAUACAAGUAUUCAAUAUAAACACUGCAUUAGCUAUUGUUCUUCUAUUUUUUUUUAUUAUUUUACAAAAGCUCUAAUUUAGUUCUAAAUUUAAAAGUAAAUAGUUAGUAUAAAAUUAAAAAAAAAAAUAUUACCAAAAAUGAAUGAAAAUAACAGUGAGAUUAUAAAAAAUCAGGUGUCUAUUACUAAGACAACAUCAUUAGCCUCUAUACCAACACAAAUUUCAGCGACACAAUUAAAAUAUCCAUUAAUAACAUCGGCAGCACCAUUAGCACGUGGUGAAUCACUUUCUAGUACAACAAGUAGUGAGAUUUCAAAAGGAUUUUCAAAAAGUCAACCCUUUUUAUAUCAUUCCUCUGACAACUCUAAUACAGUACAAAUGCCUAUUACAAUACAAAAUAUUUCUGCUUAUAAUGAAACAACAAUAACGAAAAUUAAUAAAAGUGAUAAUAAUGAAAAUCAUAAUGAAAGUUCAGAUGAAAAAAAUUUUCAUCGCAAUAAUAAAAGUAGUAAUGAAAAUAAUGAAAUGCAAUUUGUUGAAGAUUUUUGUAAUAAUAAAAAUAAUAAUGAUUUAAAAUCUAAUAUUAGUUCUAAUAAUUUAUAUAAUAUCGAAAAUAAUGAUGUAUUCAUCGAAACUGAUAUACAAAAAUCAAUUAUAUUAAAUGGUGAUCAAAAACAACUUCAACAACAAAACCAAAUAGAACAACAGGAGGAAAAAGAAUCAUCGGAUAUUUUAUAUCAAAAAUAUAUACAAUCACAAUUAGUGCAACAACAACAACAACAGCAGCAACAACAACAACAACAUCAUUAUCACCAUCAUCAUCACCAUUAUCAUAAUAACUCUGAAUCAUUGAAUAAUUCUCAUCCUCAUCAUCAUCCUCAAUAUUAUUAUCAAAACCAGCAUUCUCAGCCAUAUAACCAACAACUGCAACAUCAAUAUCAAAAACAUUAUCAACAACAACAACAAUACCAACCUCAACAAUUAAUAAGAUCAUCGAAAAAUCGAAAAUUUAUUGUGAUACCAGCUAAUUCUCCUAUAGCUGAAAGAUCAAUUUCACCAAGUAAAUCAUUUGGAAGAACAUUAAAAUCAACAUCAUCAUCAUCAUCAUCUUCAAGUUAUAAUAGGAUUCCACAUUCAUUAAUAUCAUCGAAUACAAAAUCACUUAGUUCAAUAUCUGUACCAGAUUCAACAAGUUCAACAUUAUCUGGACCAAAUGCUAUAAAUUUAUUUAAACAAAAAACUGAUCAUCAUCAUCCUCCCUCAUCUGAUCAUCCGAGCGUACAAUUUAUUGUUGGUGAUAGCUGUAAUAUUGAAAAUAAUGAAAAUUUUAUAAAUAGCCUGAAUAAUAACGAUAUUAUACCACCGCAUAAUUAUAGGGAUUCAUUACCAUCGACAUUAGCAACUUACCAAAGCAACGAAAAUAAUAUUAAUUUUUAUAAUGUAAGAUCUAAUAUGUCUCCAAUUCAUCAACCUGUUUUUAUAGUUGGUGAUGAUGAUAACAAUUUCAAAAACGAUUCAAUUACAAAUGAUAACCUUAAUAUUAAUACAAAAAUAAUAAAUUCUAAUGCCGAUAAUUUACAAGAGCAACAACAAGAACAACAGCAACUACAAAAGCAACAAGAACAAAACCAACAACAGUAUUAUUAUUAUAAUCAACAAGAAUCGGAUGCUAUUAAUCAUAAUAAAAGACAAAAUCCCAAUAGACUAGUCGAUAUGGCGACAUUAAAAGCUACAGCAUUAACUGCUUCAAUUUCUAAUAUUUCUCCAACCACUAAUAAUAGUAAUUUACCUUGUAUCACAAUCGCAUCUAAUUCAACAACUAAUUCUGUUGCUACUACAAUAAAUUUACAAAAUUCAAAUUUAAAAGCUUAUAAUUCAUUUGAUUCAUCACAUAAUAAUUUAAUGACAGUUGCAAGCAACAGAAAUUCUCAGCAACAUAUCUCAGAUUCAACUUCAUCAAUGUUAUUAUUAAAUCGUACAAAUUCUCCAACAUCAUUUUAUUCAACACAUAUAAAAAAUCCAAUAAUUGGUGUUAGUACAACUGGUGAAAAUCAUAUUAUUAGUUAUUGCAAUUUCCCAACAAUUUCAAGUUCUUUAAGUCAUAAUGCAUUAGGGGUUGUAAAAUAUCGGCCAAAAAAUCAGAAUAUUAGUAUGAGAUCAGUUGUAUCAGCACAUAUACCAGAUAAUAUUGCUGAUCAACUUCAAUUUCAACAGAUGUCAGUACAUUCAGAAGCAAAUGGAAGCCAUAAUCAUCGAAUAUUACGAACAAGUUCCUAUAUAUUUGACGAAAAAGAUAAAAAUUCUCCACAAACAAAUACGAUAGCAUAUUUAACACCACCAAUUAGUAGUCAUUUUGGUGGUAAAAUAUUUUCAGAUGCUAAUUCAGUACGUUCAUUAGCAUCAAUUGGAGUUGGUUCAACGGAUGGUAGAAAAUUAGUUAUAAGACAUGUACCGAAUUCACCAACAGAACUUCUUAAAAUUGUUAAUCCACCACCACAACCACCACCUGAAGAAGAUGAUGACGAUAGUUCAAGUUUUGGCUAUGCAUUUGAUCCAGAAAGAUCACAACUUAAACCUAGACGACAACAUUGGGCUAAUAAAAUGCAAUUUGUUUUAGCAUGUAUUGGUUAUUCAGUCGGUUUAGGAAAUGUUUGGAGAUUCCCUUAUAUGUGCUAUAAAAGUGGAGGCGGUGCCUUCUUAGUACCAUAUUUUAUAAUAUUAAUAAUUUGUAGUACACCAAUGUUAUAUAUGGAAUUGGCUGUAGGUCAGUAUACAGGACGUGGACCAAUUGCAGCUUUAGGUCAAAUAUGCCCGCUUUUUAAAGGAGCUGGCUUAGCGAGUGUUGUUGUAUCAUUUCUAAUGUCAACAUAUUAUAGUGUUAUAAUAGGUUAUUCAAUUUAUUAUUUUUUUACAUCAAUGAAAACUGAUUUACCAUGGACUGGUUGUAAUCAUAGAUGGAAUACUCCAGAUUGUUGGAUACCAGAAAGACAACAUGCCAAUAUUACCAAGUCUGAAACAUCAAGAACACCAUCUGAAGAAUUUUUUGAACGAAAAGUUUUACAAAUUAGUACUGGUAUUGAAGAUCCUGGAACAAUGCGUUGGGAAUUAUUUGCAUGUUUAAUUUGUGCUUGGUUACUAGUCUAUUUUGCUACAUGGAAAUCAAUUAAAUCAUCAGCCAAAGUACGAUAUUUUACAGCAACAUUUCCAUUUUUUUUAAUUAUUGUAUUAAUGGGGAGAGCUUUAACAUUAGAAGGUGCUGAAACUGGUUUACAAUAUUUCUUUAGACCAAAAUGGUCAGAUUUAGGUAAUGCCAACAUUUGGAUAAAUGCAGCAUCACAAAAUUUUAAUUCAUUGGGAAUUGCAUUUGGUUCUAUGAUAUCAUUUGCUAGCUACAAUAAAUAUAACAAUAAUAUUCUACAUGAUACUCUAUCUGUUUCAAUAGUAAAUGCAAUAACUAGUAUACUCGUUGGAAUUUUUGCUUUUGCAACAUUAGGUAAUUUAGCAUUAGAACAAAGUACGGAUAUUCAAAAUGUAAUUAGCGAUGGACCUGGUUUCAUAUUUGUUGUAUAUCCACAAGUUAUGGCUAAAAUGCCAUAUGCUCAACUUUGGGGUGUUAUGUUUUUCUUCAUGUUACUCUGUUUGGGUUUAAAUAGUCAGUUUGCAAUUGUGGAAGUUGUUGUCACUUCUUUACGUGAUGGAUUCCCAAAUUGGAUAAAGCGAAAACUUCUUUAUCAUGAAGUACUCGUACUUAUUGUAUGUGUAAUUUCCUUUUUAUUUGGAUUACCCAAUAUUAUUCAGGGUGGAAUAUAUUUUUUCCAACUAAUGGAUCAUUAUGCUGCUUCAAUCUCAAUAAUGUUUUUAGCAUUUUUCCAAGUGAUAGCCAUAGCAUGGUGUUACGGAGCGGGAAGGUUAUCAAGCAAUGUAAAACAAAUGACUGGUAAAGCUCCCGCAUAUUAUUUAAAAACAUGUUGGGUUCUUUGUGGACCUGCUCUUUUAAUCUCUCUAUGGAUUUUCAGCUUAAUAAAUUAUAAAGAGCCAACAUAUAAUAAUGGAAAAUAUUAUUAUCCCAGAUGGGCAUAUGGAUUAGGUUGGUCAAUCGCUUCUUUAUCUUUAAUUUGUAUUCCAGCUUAUGCUAUUAUUAAUAUAUUACGUGCACCUGGAAGUAACUUUUGUGAUAAAAUUGUUAAUGCUAUGAAACCAAAUAUUUAUACAUGCCGAAUAUGUGGUGAGCAUCAUUGUGAACAUGAUUUCCCUGAAGAUGCUUAUAUAAUAAAUCAACAAGAGAUGACGCCAGUCAUUCAACCACGAAUUAUUUUAAGAACUCCUCCACCUGGCCAUCCAAUUAAUAAGCAUUCACCACUAUUAACUUCAUCAAACCAACCAAAUACAUCAGUUGUCGAAGAUGAAUCAAGUGGGGGUCAAUUAAGAGAUGAUAUUAUAGAAAAAAGCUGAUUUUAAACAAUUUUAUUAUUUUAAUUAUAAUCAUUAAAGUAUUGUUAUUGUUAACUAAUAUAUAAUUUGAAUGUAUUUUAAGAAAAAUAAACUAUAAAAAUUAAAGUGUCGAAAA